Messenger RNA from Racocetra fulgida, 1323 nucleotides. Lineage: Eukaryota; Fungi; Glomeromycota; Glomeromycetes; Diversisporales; Gigasporaceae. The record is from the annotation of a GenBank genome assembly.
AUGGUACAUAAUCACAUAAAAAUUGGAAAGAAAACCAUUCCAAACUUAAAUUUGAAACAAGACUUUGAAUCGUGCACUGAGAUUUACACAACUCUUCAAUGUGAUAUUAAUCCUCAGCAAAUAAUUAAUUCCAAUAUAUCGACCAAUUAUUACAAGGGCCUUGAUCAAUUGAUCAAAAAUUUGCAAUUAAAUACAACUCAGCAUCAAUACAUAGAAUGGAUACCUUACGAUCGUCUAACCGAUAUUCAAUUUUUGGGUCAAGGAGGAUUUAGUACUGUUUAUUCUGCACUAUGGAAAGAUGGCGAAAUCCUGAAAAAGGAUACCGAUAAUGAUCUCGAGCAACCGCUUAGAAAUGGUCCAAGGAAAGUUGCUCUCAAGCAACUUCAUAAUUCUCAAAACAUGCGCCCUCAAUUUUUAAGUGAGUUAGAAUCAUCAUUUUAUUGUAAUAGUGAUAGAAUAGUUCACAUCUAUGGAAUAACACAGGAUCCGAAAACCAAAGAUUAUAUGAUCGUAAUGCAUCUUUUUGAACAGGGCAAUUUGCGAUCCUAUAUUCGUGAAAAUUCCAACAAACUUACUUGGAUAAAAAAAAUCGAAAUCUUGCUUGAUAUUGCCCGAGGAAUUCACUCUAUUCAUCAAACUGGUUUAUGUCACAAAAAUAUUCAUACCGGCAACUUGUUAUAUGAUAAUGAUGUUGUGUUAAUAAGUGAUUUGGGUGUUUCUGGACCUGCUGAUAAAUUAUGUGACUAUAACGAAGCUGUUGGUGUCAUUCAAUACAUGGCACCUGAAAUAUUACGCGGAAAACCAUAUACUAAAUCCGCUGAUAUUUAUGCUUUUGCUAUUGUUAUGUCUGAACUUGCUUCUGAACGUCCACCGUUUGUUGACAGUCCACAUGACAAACUUAUGGACUUGGUAUAUGAUUUAUGUGAUGGCUAUAGACCAUGUAUCAAGAGUGAAUUACCAAAUUGCUUUAAAACUUUGAUGUUUCAAUGUUGGGAUGAUGACGAAUUUAAUCGUCCUCAUGCACGACAGUUGGUUGAUAAAUUGUUAGAAUGGUAUAAUGAAAUUCGUAAUAAUACCUAUUCGGAAAUUUGUUUGCAAUUUAAGACUGCCGAUGAACAUAGACAAUUACGAUUAAAACUUCCUCUAUACAAAUAUGACAUCUAUAAGAGUCGGCGAGUAAAAACAACUGAUCUCGGUGAUGAUAUAAAUUUUUCUGGAGAUGGCUACUACGGUUAUGGGAAUGAUUUUCCCUCGUUACUUGUGCAUGAAUCUGGAGAUAGUAAGUUAUUUAUUUAUUAUCGUUUUUUUGUUACAACUUUGUGA